This is a messenger RNA of Rhagoletis zephyria (snowberry fruit fly), 1236 nucleotides long. The record is from RefSeq and is a predicted model, not a curated record. NCBI's taxonomy places the organism in Eukaryota, Metazoa, Arthropoda, Insecta, Diptera, Tephritidae.
AUGGCGUUUGCGCAGCAUCAAUCUACAAAGAGCCCGAUGGACACAUUCAUUCGUCGUUCAGGUGGAAUUAACUUUGUAGAACAUAACAUUUGGCUACUUGUAGUAGGAACUGUGGUCACACUCGCAAUUGCAGGGGCAAUCAUCUGCUUUACGCUAAACUACCGAAGAAAGCUGAAGCAAAGCACAAGCAACAAGCGGCGCCCCUUUAAUAUUGACGCUGAAGGCAGUGUGGCUUCUCGCGAUCCGCUCAUUCCUGGUCAGACGCUGAGAGACCUUAUCGACACUACUUCCGGCUCUGGACUUCCCCUAUUGGUACAGCGAAGUAUCGCUCGACAAAUUCAGCUCUUGGAAAUCAUUGGAAAGGGCCGAUUCGGCGAGGUGUGGAAGGGACGAUGGAGGGGUGAAUCGGUGGCCGUGAAGAUUUUCUCCUCUCGCGACGAGCAGUCCUGGUUCCGUGAAGUGGAGAUUUACCAGACUGUGAUGCUGCGAAACGAUAGCAUUCUUGGAUUCAUUGCUGCCGACAAUAAAGACAACGGCACUUGGACGCAACUGUGGCUCAUCACCGAUUAUCAUGAACGAGGUUCCCUCUUUGACUACCUGAGCAAGAACACGGUCGACAUUGCGGGAAUGCUCAAAAUGGCAGCAUCAAUAGCAAAUGGCCUUGCUCACCUGCACAUGGAGAUCCUGGGCACCCAGGGUAAACCUGCAAUAGCACAUCGUGAUUUGAAAUCAAAGAACAUUCUCGUCAAGUCCAUGGGCACCUGCGCCAUCGCCGACCUUGGCCUGGCAGUUCGCUACGACUCGGCGAACAACUCGGUGGACAUACCGCCCAAUACGCGCGUCGGCACCAAGCGAUACUUGGCACCGGAAGUACUGGACGAGACCAUUUCCAUUCACCAUUUUGACUCUUUUAAACGUGCCGACAUCUACUCAUUUGGUUUGUGCAUCUGGGAGAUUGCCAGGAGAUGCAAUGUCGGAGGCAUCUACGAGGAAUAUCAGCUCCCCUACUACGAUGUCGUUCCAUUUGAUCCCACCAUUGAUGACAUGCGGAAGAUUGUGUGCACCGAACGACAGCGACCGCAAAUACCAAACCGAUGGCAGUCCUGUGAGGCACUUCGCGUUAUGUCAAAGAUUAUGAAGGAGUGCUGGUACCACAACGCCGCAGCGCGUCUAACUGCCCUUCGCAUCAAGAAAACCAUUGCCAAUCUUGAGGCACAAGAAGAUCUCAAAAUGUGA